AUUGUGUUGAAUAUUUCCGCAUGCUGCUUUGUCCCAAAGAGAAGCCUUUUGGAGAUAGUGUAGCCCCAGAUGGAGACGACCCAAAGCACAUCCAGUGGGUGUACCAGAAAUCUCGGGAUAGAGCAGCAGAGUUCAGCAUCAAUGGGGUGACUUACAGACUCACCCAGGGGGUCGUGAAGAGAAUAAUUCCUGCUGUGGCUUCUACAAAUGCUGUUAUUGCUGCUGCUUGUGCCACCGAAGUUUUUAAAAUUGCCACAAGCGCAUUCGUUCCCUUGAACAACUACCUGGUGUUCAAUGAUGUGGAUGGGGUGUACACGUACACCUUUGACGCUGAGAGAAAGGAGAACUGUUCCGCCUGCAGUCAGGUGCCACAGGACCUGCAGUUCCUACCUUCAGCUAAACUCCAGGAGGUUCUGGACUACUUGACUGAGAGCGCCUCUCUCCAAAUGAAGUCUCCUGCCAUCACCACAAAUCUGGAUGGAAAAAACAAAACUCUUUAUUUACAAACUGUAGCAUCUAUUGAAGAGAGAACGCGACCAAAUCUAAGCAGAACACUAAAAAGGUGAUUGAAAGUGUUCUGUGAUAUCAUGUAGUAAAAGUUACCCAUUUAAUAAGUGUAUUUCAAAACUGUAUUGAUGUUGUUUAAUGUAUUAAAUGCUUCCUUGUGCGUACAGAGCUUGGACUAGUGGAUGGACAGGAGCUGGCUGUGGCUGAUGUCACGACUCCUCAGACCUUACUCUUCAAGCUCAACUUCAUCUCAUAGGAUUAGUGCUUCAUUCUAAUGGACAGUUACACGUGGUUAUUGCAAUCAUCAUCAAAAAGAAGCAGUCUUGGAGUUGUAGUCUGAAAACUCAACAUAUUUAUAUCAGCAGAGGCAUCACAUGCACUUACUCCGCUGGAAUAUCAGCAGUUUAUGUUUAGCUUUUUGGUCAGCUCCAUCCAUCAAAGACACUUACAGGAGACUUUUUUUGUUUUGCACUGCUAUAGUCUCAAGAGUCAUUUUGGUGGAUCUCUUUUUUUAUGCAAAUUAUUUAUCUAUUUAUUAAGUUGUUGUGCAUUCAAGCACAUCUUGUUCAACGUCUUGUUAAAUUUUUUUUUCAUGUUUUGAAUUAAAUUUCAAAAUCUUAUUUUAAACAAA
Messenger RNA from Carassius carassius (crucian carp), 1138 nucleotides. RefSeq names its product NEDD8-activating enzyme E1 catalytic subunit-like. Gene Ontology annotation, biological process: protein neddylation. The transcript has 8 exons. NCBI's taxonomy places the organism in Eukaryota, Metazoa, Chordata, Actinopteri, Cypriniformes, Cyprinidae. The record is from RefSeq and is a predicted model, not a curated record. Gene Ontology annotation, molecular function: NEDD8 activating enzyme activity. Bases 21 to 566 code for a protein of 181 amino acids.